CGUGUUGAAGGCGGAAAAUCACCGCUCUAUUACGCCUCUCAUCAACACCACUCCCUACCUACCUAUCACCACUCACCAAUCCCAAUCCCUCCCAUCCCUCAACUCUUUCAAAUCACUGAACCGCCAAAACCCCCAAAACUCACAAACCUCAUAAACCUCACAAAAAAGAAAAAUGACAACCCUCCUCCGCCCCCUCCGUCCCCAAACCCUCGGACUAGGUCUCGGCAUCUCCCUCUUCAUCGGCCAUCAAAUCGUUAAUCUGAACCGCUCGCCUAUCAAGCUGGAUAGUGGGAAUGGAGGACUAUUGGAGUCGUACAGACAGAAUGCGAAGACGCCUGUUGUCAAGAGAGGUGGGGGCUUGAAUCCUCGGGCUGUGGGACAGAUUAGUGGGGGGAGUAUUGCUGGUAUGUUUUUGUUUUUUUUUAUAUAUUUUAUGGUUUUGUGGUUUUUUGGGGGGGGAAGAGGGGGUGAGAUGGGGGUGGAUGAGAGAUGAAGAGUAGGUGGAGAUGAGAGAGAGUAAGAGGAAGAGUAAGGGGAAGAGGAAAAUUGUUUGGGGAGUCACUAUUCAUAUUCAUAUUCAUAUUCACAUUCACAUUCUUGUUUUUGUUACUACCAUCACAAAACAAACAGUCCCCCAAGAUCAAGAUCCAAAGAACCAAGUUGCAAGUUGCAAGUUCCAAAUAUGAAUCAUCCUACCUAUCUACCUAGGUAGUCAUCAGACAGGCUAUCUCAGUAGGUAGCUGGGGAUUUCCAAACUUCGAAAUUCCAACUCGGACUCUACAUUCUUUCUGGAUUCUCUGUAAUCUUGCGUACAGCAUGAUAAUUACAUACCUAUCAGCCCCGAUCCACACGCAUUCCUACCCCACCCUGACAGCCAUACAAGAACAAUACUCAGGAAAAAGCUAACCCACUCCUCAAAUAGGACUCUGCACCGGCCUCCUCAUCAGCACCUUCUCAAAAACCCUCACAUUACUAAUCGGGCUAAUGAUCUUAGGGAUCCAAGUAUGUCACUGUCUCUUUCCCUUGUCCCUUUUCAUCCAGGAAAACUAAUAAAAAAAGUUUGCACAAACCAAAGGCCUAAACCUAAUCCCUACAGCCAAACUCCAAAAGUACAUCUCCUCCAUCGAUCUCCGUUCCGCGGUACAGGAUAACGCCGCGUUCAAGAUCUCGUUCGGGACGGCGUUUGUGAUGGCUGCUUUUAUGAAGUUUUGAUUUUUAGUUGGGACUUGUUACUUGGUUGAGAAGGGGGUGGGGAAGUUGGCGAGUAUGUGGAGGGGUAGAGGGGCAGUGAGAUAGAGUGAUAGAUGGGGAAAUGGGGAAAUG
Molecule: messenger RNA, 1323 nt
Organism: Hymenoscyphus albidus
Lineage: Eukaryota; Fungi; Ascomycota; Leotiomycetes; Helotiales; Helotiaceae
Source: the annotation of a GenBank genome assembly